Messenger RNA from Suillus bovinus, 1170 nucleotides. RefSeq lists its product as uncharacterized. The transcript is spliced from 4 exons. NCBI's taxonomy places the organism in Eukaryota, Fungi, Basidiomycota, Agaricomycetes, Boletales, Suillaceae. Bases 1 to 1170 code for a protein of 389 amino acids. The record is from RefSeq and is a predicted model, not a curated record.
AUGCUCCAAUAUGCCGGAAAUACUUACCAUAUUCGUGUCGCAUAUCCCGGACAUCACACAUUUAGGCACAAUGCCAACGUGCCUAACACUCACUCGAUCAAUGGUAAUCAUCACGCCGAUUACUUGGUACUUAACAGCUCGCAGUACAAAGAGCUGAGAAAAGAAGCUGAUCACAUGGGAGAUUUCAUUCCUAGUUUAGUAGUUAGUACAAAGUUUGCCGAGCCGGACCUUAUUUCCCAGUAUGGUAACAUUACCAUACCCAUGGUUCAACUUCCUUUAGAUGCUAGAGCAAUCCGUUCACCCACUCCGCUGGCCUUUGCUCAGCGUGUCUCAUCUGGUCCCUUCCUCCCGGAGUACGACAGUGACGUCCGUCACCACCAUGACAAGAAACUCACGGCCAUCGACUUAGCUGACCUUGUCCACAUGUCGGACAAGGAUAUCACUAACAUUCCGGAUAUUUCCGUCACUCCUCCAGAUGCUACUGUACUUUUCGCCGAGCCUCCUCCAAGGAGCUUAGGCCUUUCCAGGUUGCCCAACGGCAGCCUGGAAAAUUUUAAUUCUGAAACUCAGAAUGCCCACAACAUUGACCGGCUCAAGCAAGAAGCCGCUGGAUCAACGGAUGAAGAAGACUCGCGCCGAAAAGAACUCAAGAAGCCCAUCACUCCACCUCCUACUCCUCCCCGCAUCGCCUCAGCUUUCCCACCCAUCAAGCUGGAGCCGCUUCUCGAAGCUGCGCCUGCCGAUCAAGAUUACAAUGAAGGAAGCGCGGAGCCUGUAGAAGGAUGGACUAAGAUCUCUGAGGACGAUCCAGCCAGAUCAGAAUCUGAGAUCGAUCCUGAUCUCGUCUUUACCCACGGACUUGACGCCCUCAAAGAACAGGACAAGGCGCAUGAUUGCGUACCUCGCAACACGCCCGUCGCCUUCAGACUUAACUACAGGCAACUUCCAUACGAGCCGCUUCCGUUCACCGGAACCUAUGAUGAACGAAUGGUCAUGCACCUCAUGUGCGCAUGCCAGUUCUUAUCCAUCGCAAUGUCUGUGCACUCGACGCGCGAACUGGGUAAUGAGCUCACAAGCUUUCACGCUGCCUGCCCUUCAUCUAUCUUUCAUUAUGACACUACCGAAUAUCCUGCUUCCGUUCCCCAUGGCCGCACGCGCCUACAUUCCUGA